Cervus elaphus (red deer) is the source of this 1311-nucleotide messenger RNA. RefSeq names its product brain derived neurotrophic factor (gene BDNF). The record is from RefSeq and is a predicted model, not a curated record. Gene Ontology annotation, biological process: nerve development; negative regulation of neuron apoptotic process; regulation of neuron differentiation. NCBI's taxonomy places the organism in Eukaryota, Metazoa, Chordata, Mammalia, Artiodactyla, Cervidae. Gene Ontology annotation, molecular function: nerve growth factor receptor binding; growth factor activity.
AUGUGUGGAGCCACCCGUUUUCACCAUGUGUGGAAAAGGUUAAUCCUCGUGAAUGCGCAGAACACGUUGCUACAGAAAGGGUGGCGUGUCCACACCUGUUUUGGCCUCGAUCCACACGCUUCUGUGUGCUAUGACUGUGCAUCCCAGAAGAAGGGCUGUGGUGUGUGUAUUGGUGCUUCAGUGGAAUCUAACAAACCGAUUCCUGAAAAUGGUCUCAUAAAGUUCCACCAGGUGAGAAGAGUGAUGACCAUCCUUUUCCUUACUAUGGUUAUUUCAUACUUCGGUUGCAUGAAGGCUGCCCCCAUGAAAGAAGCCAACCUCCGAGCACAAGGCAGCUUGGCCUACCCAGGUGUGCGGACCCAUGGGACUCUGGAGAGCAUGAAUGGGCCCAAGGUGGGUUCAAGAGGCCUGACGUCCUCCUCGUCCUUGGCUGACACUUUUGAACACGUGAUUGAAGAGCUGUUGGACGAGGACCAGAAAGUUCGGCCCAGCGAGGAAAACAAUAAAGACGCGGACAUGUACACCUCCCGGGUGAUGCUCAGCAGUCAAGUGCCUUUGGAGCCCCCUCUCCUCUUCCUGCUGGAGGAAUACAAAAAUUACCUGGAUGCCGCGAACAUGUCCAUGAGGGUCCGGCGCCACUCGGACCCCGCCCGCCGUGGGGAGCUGAGCGUGUGUGACAGCAUCAGCGAGUGGGUGACCGCAGCGGAUAAAAAGACUGCCGUGGACAUGUCAGGCGGGACGGUCACGGUCCUUGAAAAGGUCCCCGUCUCGAAAGGCCAGCUGAAGCAGUACUUCUACGAGACCAAGUGCAAUCCCAUGGGUUACACCAAGGAGGGCUGCAGGGGCAUAGACAAGAGGCACUGGAAUUCCCAGUGCCGAACUACGCAGUCGUACGUGCGGGCCCUCACCAUGGAUAGCAAAAAGCGCAUUGGCUGGCGGUUCAUACGGAUAGACACUUCUUGUGUGUGUACACUGACCAUUAAGAGGGGAAGAUAGUGGCUUUAUGUUGUAUAGAUUAUAUGGAGACAAAAAUGAUCUAUUUGUAUAUAUACAUAACAGGGUAAAUUAUUCAGUUAAGAAAAAAAAAUAAUUUUAUGAACUGCAUGUAUAAAUGAAGUUUAUACAGUACAGUGGUUCUACAAUCUAUUUAUUGGACAUUUCCAUGACCAGAAGGGAAACAGUCAUUUUUUGCGCACAACUUUAAAAAGUCUGCUUUACAUUCCUCAAUGUUGUGGUUUGUUGCCGUUGCCAAGAAUUGAAAAACGUAAAAAAAAAAAAAAAAAAAAAAGUUUAAAAAAUACUACUAAUAAA